ACAUAAUCUAUAUCACUGUUAUCUAUAUUACUCAUCUAUAUUCAUCUAUAUUUUAGAAUUUACAGUGUGGCCAGUUUAUAUAUAUGGGAGCGGACGGUUGCCAUGGCAGUGGCUUCAGUACAGCAUGGCUGCAGCAGUGUGGUGAUGUCACAGUAAUGACAUCACAGCAUUUGGAACUUUGGAGGUGAAGAAGAUCCUGAGUUUGAACUUUAGUGAUCAGUUCUGCUUGCACCUGCGACUGAACUGCACUGAGAGAGAGACACCUGCACUGAGAGAGAGACACCUGCACUGAGAGAGAGACACCUGCACUGAGAGAGAGACACCUGCACUGAGAGAGAGACACCUGCACUGAGAGAGAGACACCUGCACUGAGAGAGAGACAGAGUCCGAGAGAGAGUCUGAGAGUUUAUCCAUCUACUUCACUUAUUCCAGAGAUCUGGAGAGAGAGAUGAAUGGGACAAUGAGCGAGAGCGAGGUCCAGCAGACCAUUGUACUGAUCCAGAAGAUUGAGAGUGAAAAAAGAGACCGAAUCCUGCAGGCCUGGACUGUGGCCAGUAAAGAAUGGACGGAGGAGAAAAAGAAGAUGAAGCAGGAGAUCGAACUGCUGAAGCAGGAAGCAGGGAGGCUGAGGAUGAUGAAGAAGAAGGAUGGAGAGAUAAAGGACCUCAAGGAAAUGAGGAAGCUCCACCAAUCAGAGAUGGAUCUGCUUCAAAAGAAAGAGAACGACAGGAGAGACAGAAUCCUGAAGGCCUGGACUGAAGCGGGUAACAAAUGGGACUCAGAGAAAAGGAAGAUGAGGCAGGAGAUCGCCCAGCUGAAAGAAGAAGAGAAGCUGAGAGCGAUGAAGAAGAAGGAUGAAGAGCAGGUGGGAGAGAUGAAGGAGCUGGAGAAAAUGAGAGAGCUCCACCGGAAAGAGAUAGAACUGCUCCGAAAGACGGAUAAUGAAAGAAGAGACAGAGUCCGGGAGUCCUGGCUUAAACUCUGCUCUGAAUGGAAGGAGGAGAAACAGCAGAUGAAGCUGGAGGAAGAAAAAAGACAGCGUCUCCUGGAGUCCUGCAUGAAGGAGAAAGACGAAUGGAAGGAAAAGGUGGAGUUGAUGAUGAAAGAAAGAGAGAAGGAGAAGAAGGAGAUGGAAUCCAUGAUGAAAGAGAGAAAGGAGGAGAAGGAGAUGGAAAAGAUGAGGAAGGAGACGGAAGCCGAGGUGAUAAAGGAGGAAGAGGAGAAGGAGGAGAGAGGGAUGGAGGUGCUGGUGCUGAAAAUGAAAGCACUGUCCCUUGGAGAGGAGGACAACAGGUGGCAGAGGACCAACCUGAAGUCCAGGAGGAGAAGAAGAGCAGUCCGUUCCAUUUUCCCUUUCUCUACAUCUUUCCUUUAAUCUUCCAAAUAAAUCAGUUUUUUAUUCAAAC
Astyanax mexicanus (Mexican tetra) is the source of this 1406-nucleotide messenger RNA. Its product is annotated as trichohyalin-like. The record is from RefSeq and is a predicted model, not a curated record. NCBI's taxonomy places the organism in Eukaryota, Metazoa, Chordata, Actinopteri, Characiformes, Acestrorhamphidae. The transcript is spliced from 2 exons. Bases 449 to 1375 code for a protein of 308 amino acids.